Messenger RNA from Microthlaspi erraticum, 753 nucleotides. The record is from the annotation of a GenBank genome assembly. Lineage: Eukaryota; Viridiplantae; Streptophyta; Magnoliopsida; Brassicales; Brassicaceae.
AUGAGUUUCUCCGGUGCUGCAGUUGGUUCAAAUUUAAGAAGAGCGGUGGAGUUUGGGAAAACUCAUGUGGUUAGGCCCAAAGGGAAACACCAAGCAACCAUUGUCUGGCUACAUGGCCUUGGCGACAAUGGCUCAAGCUGGUCCCAGAUUUUGGAGACCCUUCCCCUUCCAAAUAUCAAGUGGAUAUGCCCGACUGCUCCUUCUCAACCAAUAAGUUUGUUUGGUGGUUUUCCCUCCACAGCUUGGUUUGAUGUGGUGGACAUCAACGAAGAGGGACCUGAUGAUAUGGAAGGACUGGAUGUGGCUGCUGCACAUGUUGCAAAUCUGUUGUCAAACGAGCCUGCUGACAUUAAGUUAGGUGUUGGAGGGUUCAGCAUGGGUGCGGGGACAUCUCUAUAUUCUGCAACUUGUUUUGCUCUCGGUAAAUAUGGAAACGGCAAUCCUUACCCUAUCAAUUUAAGCACAGUCAUAGGCUUAAGCGGCUGGCUUCCUUGUGCAAAGACAUUGGCUGGCAAACUAGAAGACGAACAGGUGAAAAACCGAGCUGCAUCGUUGCCCAUUUUAGUUUGUCACGGAAAAGGUGAUGAUGUGGUACCGUUCAAGUUUGGGGAGAAAUCAUCACAGGCCUUGACUUCGAAUGGGUUUAAGAAGACGACCUUUAAAGCUUACACUGCACUUGGUCACUACACGAUCCCACAGGAGAUGAAUGAGAUGUGCGCGUGGUUGACAUCUACUCUCGCCCUCGAAGGUUGA